GUGGGUUGUUGGCUGCCAUCUUGAACCUCGAUCGUUUGAGAAGCCGGCCGCCCGCAAAAAUCUUUGAGUUUCACGCGUUCGCGCGGCCUCACGUAUCUCGUAAGCAGGUUGCGUGGUUUCACGACGAAUUUCGAGAUCUGUUGCAGUCAAUCUGAUCAAGAUUCGUCUCCGGAAUGCUUUAGGUGUAUAUUUGUCCUCGCGCAUUUGUAACUGGGUGAGUGAAGGAUAUAAAUUAACUAGCUUUUGUAAUUUUUCGAUAGACAACAGUGAAAGAAUAGCAAUCAGCAAAAUAAAUAGUAGUAGCGAUAUAUCAGAAAAAAUGGCACUACCCAGUAGAGCGCGAGUCUACACAGAUGUGAAUUCACACAAAUCCAGAGAUUACUGGGACUAUGAAUCUUAUGUUGUCGAUUGGGGACAACAAGAUGAUUAUCAACUAGUAAGAAAAUUAGGCAGAGGAAAAUAUAGUGAAGUAUUUGAAGCCAUUAAUAUUACAAAUAAUGAAAAAUGUGUUGUAAAAAUUUUGAAGCCUGUAAAAAAGAAGAAAAUAAAAAGGGAGAUUAAAAUCUUAGAAAACCUCAAAGGUGGGACCAACAUAAUUACACUCCAAGCUGUUGUCAAAGAUCCUGUAUCUAGAACACCGGCACUGAUAUUUGAACAUGUGAACAACACAGAUUUCAAGCAAUUAUACCAGACGCUAACAGACUACGACAUAAGAUACUACCUCUACGAAUUAUUAAAAGCACUGGAUUAUUGUCAUAGUAUGGGAAUAAUGCAUAGGGACGUCAAACCGCACAAUGUUAUGAUAGAUCAUGAAAAUCGAAAAUUACGGUUAAUCGACUGGGGUCUAGCAGAGUUUUAUCAUCCAGGUCAAGAAUACAAUGUACGAGUAGCAUCGCGUUAUUUUAAAGGCCCAGAAUUACUUGUAGACUAUCAGAUGUAUGAUUAUUCAUUAGAUAUGUGGUCUCUUGGAUGCAUGCUCGCAAGUAUGAUAUUCAGGAAAGAACCGUUCUUUCACGGACACGAUAAUUACGACCAACUAGUGAGAAUUGCAAAAGUUCUCGGAACUGAGGAACUAUUUGAAUACCUUGAAAAGUACCACAUUGAAUUGGAUCCCCGUUUCAAUGAUAUUUUAGGUCGACAUUCACGUAAACGCUGGGAGCGUUUCAUGCAUUCGGAGAAUCAGCAUUUGGUGUCACACGAAAGCCUUGAUUUCCUUGAUAAACUUUUACGUUACGAUCAUUACGAAAGACUUACUGCACGCGAAGCUAUGGAACAUCCUUAUUUUUGUAUCGAUACUUCGCGCGAGGGGCUUAAUCCCAUUCCCAAGCGUGACUGUGAGCAGCGUAGCGGUUCAUGGAAUAAACCGACUGAAAAAUGUGAUGGGACAAGUUGGAAAUGGGACUCAGAAAACGAUGAAGUAUUCAUCACAUCCGUUUCAUCCUUAACACACGAUUUACAACUUUUGAUUAGUUACGUACUAAAAGCUGGACCUUCCAUUCCACCCAGACUUACAAAAUCGGCAAGAAAUGUAUUUUGUAUGACGGUGGACCACUCCUUAUGUAAAUGGCAAUUAUAUUUUGACGUGGUGUAUAAACUUCUAUAUUUUAGACAUUCCUUGUUUUUCACCCUGGCUAUUACUUGAAAGAAUUCAAGAAGCUUAAUGUAUCAGAAAUCUUAAAUGACUGGAAACGAGAAACAAACCAAGCGUUUCAAAACUGCUAUCAAUUCUGCUGUAUUUCAAAUGAAUCUAGAAACGGAAGAAAGUUUAGAAUAUUAAAAAUGAAGUCUAUGGAAGUACGUGCUCUGUCCAUAUUGGCCGGUGUGCAUGUGCGGUUAACAAUUGUAUGUUGCUUUUCUGUGUCUAAUUUUUUUUUUUUUUUUUCCUGGGUAAUCUGUCACUUUUGUUGUUUUCUUUU
Molecule: messenger RNA, 1916 nt
Organism: Heterotrigona itama
Lineage: Eukaryota; Metazoa; Arthropoda; Insecta; Hymenoptera; Apidae
Source: the annotation of a GenBank genome assembly